Artibeus jamaicensis (Jamaican fruit-eating bat) is the source of this 3637-nucleotide messenger RNA. It is a transcript of the gene THOP1, whose product is annotated as thimet oligopeptidase 1. Gene Ontology annotation, biological process: peptide metabolic process; proteolysis. The transcript has 13 exons. The coding region runs from base 156 to 2219 and encodes 687 amino acids. Gene Ontology annotation, molecular function: metalloendopeptidase activity. Gene Ontology annotation, cellular component: mitochondrial intermembrane space. Lineage: Eukaryota; Metazoa; Chordata; Mammalia; Chiroptera; Phyllostomidae. The record is from RefSeq and is a predicted model, not a curated record.
GUAAGCACCCUCCCAGCGUUCAGUGGGCGCGCGGGCGGCGGGCACCUUACUCUCUUACGCGGUGUACAGCGAACGGACACAGGCGGCUGGCCGCGGAGGCUGAGUCGGCCGGACGCGGACCAGGUAGAGAGACCGCAGGUGCAAACCCUCCCGGCAUGAAGACGCCUGCAGCCUGUGCAGGAGAUGCCCUGGACACAGCAGCCCCCUGCUCUGUGGUGAACUACCUGAGAUGGGACCUGAGUGCCCAACAAAUAGUGGAGCUCACGGCGGAGCUCAUGGAGCAGACCAAGCACGUGUAUGACCAGGUGGGCUCCCAGAAGUUUGAGGACGUGUCCUAUGAGAAUACACUCAAGGCACUGGCUGACGUGGAGGUGUCCUACACAGUUCAGCGGAAUAUCCUUGACUUCCCCCAGCACGUUUCUCCGUCCAAGGACAUUCGGGCAGCCAGCACAGAGGCGGACAAGAAGCUGUCUGAGUUCGAUGUGGAGAUGAGCAUGAGGCAGGACGUGUACCAGAGGAUCGUCUGGCUGCAGGAAAAAGUUCAGAAGGACUCUCUGAGGCCAGAGGCAGCGCGGUACCUGGAGCGACUGAUCAAACUAGGCCGGAGGAACGGGCUGCACCUGCCGGAGGAGACUCAGGAAAAAAUCAAAGGCAUCAAGAAGAAGCUGAGUCUCCUGUGCAUUGACUUCAAUAAGAACCUGAAUGAGGACACGACCUUCCUGCCCUUCACAAGAGAGGAGCUGGGAGGGCUUCCUGAAGACUUUUUGAACUCUCUGGAAAAGACUGAGGAUGGGAAAUUCAAAGUCACCCUCAAGUACCCUCACUAUUUUCCUCUCCUGAAGAAAUGCCAUGUACCUGAGACCAGAAGAAAGGUGGAGGAGGCCUUCAAUUGUCGAUGCAAGGAGGAGAACUGUGGCAUCCUCAGGGAGCUGGUGACCCUGCGGGCCCAGAAAUCCAGCCUGCUGGGCUUCAGCACGCAUGCCGACUACGUCCUGGAAAUGAACAUGGCCAAGACCAGCCAGGCGGUGGCCACUUUCCUAGAUGAACUGGCCCAGAAGCUGAAGCCCCUCGGAGAGCAGGAGCGGGCGGUGAUCCUAGAGCUGAAGAAGGCCGAGUGUGAGAAGCGGGGCCUAGACUUCGACGGGCGGAUCAACGCCUGGGACAUGCGCUACUACAUGAACCAGGUGGAGGAGACAUGCUACAGCGUGGACCAGAACCUGCUCAAGGAGUACUUCCCCAUGCAGGUGGUCACCAGGGGGCUGCUGGGCAUCUAUGAGGAGCUGCUGGGGUUGACCUUCGACUUGGAGGAGCAUGCCGCUGUGUGGCAUGAAGAUGUGAAGCUGUACUCAGUGAGGGACACUUCCUCAGGGACGGUCAUCGGGAAGUUCUACCUGGACCUUUACCCGAGGGAAGGCAAGUAUGGGCACGCAGCCUGCUUUGGCUUGCAGCCAGGCUGCCUGCGGCCGGACGGGAGCCGCCAGAUUGCCAUCGCGGCCAUGGUGGCCAACUUCACCAAGCCCACCCCGGACGCCCCCUCUCUGCUGCAGCAUGAUGAAGUGGAGACCUACUUCCACGAGUUUGGGCACGUGAUGCACCAGCUCUGCUCUCAGGCGGAGUUUGCCAUGUUCAGCGGGACGCAUGUGGAGCGCGACUUCGUGGAGGCGCCCUCCCAGAUGCUGGAGAACUGGGUGUGGGAGAAGGAGCCGCUGCUCAGGAUGUCGCAGCACUACAGGACGGGCAGCGCCAUCCCCCAGGAGCUGCUCGAGAAGCUCAUCAAGUCCCGGCAGGCCAACACAGGUCUCUUCAACCUGCGCCAGAUCGUCCUGGCCAAGGUGGACCAGGCCCUGCACACGCAGAAGGCUGCCGACCCAGCGGAGGAGUAUUCCCGCCUCUGCCAGCAGGUCCUCGGGGUCCCAGCCACGCCAGGAACCAACAUGCCUGCCACUUUCGGCCACCUGGCGGGAGGCUACGACGCACAGUAUUACGGCUACCUGUGGAGCGAGGUGUUCUCCAUGGACAUGUUCCACACGCGCUUCAAGCAGGAGGGCGUCCUCAAUGGCAAGGUUGGCUUGGACUACAGAAGCUGCAUCCUGAGACCCGGUGGCUCCCAGGAUGCCAGCGUCAUGCUGAAGCUCUUCCUGGGUCGGGACCCCAAGCAGGAUGCCUUCCUCCUGAGCAAAGGCCUGCAGGUGGAGGGCAGCGAGCUGCUGGCCUGUUGAUGCGCCCAGAGGUCCUGCCAGCCCUGGGUGGGGGCUCCAGCUCCCGCUGCCCUGGUGCCUUAGCUCCCAGUCUGGAAACAGGAUGGGAGACGCUGGUCUCCAGCUCAGCAUCCCAGGGAGGGUAGGGCAGGGUUAGGAGAGGGGCCAUUCUCCCUGGUCAUUUCUCAUAGCCAGUGUCCAUGACCUGCACUUGGUGGUCAGCGUGGGCUGAAGAGAGCUCGUCCUCAAGAAAUCUGGAAAGUGCUUGCAUCUGGUCAAGGCUUUCUCUUUGUUGCACUAAUACAGCCCCUGUCCCAGAAUUUGUCCUAGGUAAGGGGCUGGCUCUUUGCAAUUCAGCCAUUAAAAAAGGAAAAAGAGACGCUGGCCGGUUCUGAUGCCUGUCCCUUCGAAUAGCGGUGCAUCGGUGUCACAUUUAUGAUCGAGUUCUGGUGCUCCCAUUAAGCCCUGAAUUUGGUGAUUGGCACUCAGGCUGGGGACACAGGCAGUUGAAGGCUGCCCUCUCUGCACUGGAAUGUUCUGGUACAUUCUGGAUUGUGACCCGUGUGGGAAACUGCUGAGCUGUUGUAGGAACUGCAGCUGGGGGGGUAGGGAGCGUGGAGCUGGGGUGCCGGGGUUGCUCACACCAAGUGGUGUCUCCUGCCAGCCACUCACCUAACAUGGUUCUGGAAAAAACCCUUGUCCCCAUGCAGCCCUGGCAGACUCAGGGCUAGGGCUGCCCGCCUGAGCACAGCAGCCACUGCCCACAGCUGAGGGGGGCCACAGGUUUUGGGGGUCCCCAAGGGAGCUGGUGGGUUUGGGAGGUGAUGAAUUUUCUUGUAGGGCCUGCCUCCCCCCUACUUCACCUCUUUGCCCUGGGCCCCUGGUCCAGCCCAAGUGCCUGGCUGAAGGCCCCCUCCCAAGUAAGUACCCAGGGGUUCACACAGCCCCAGGCCCCCUUCCCCUGGCCUCCAUCUCCUGCCUCUAUGCAGACACAGAAGGACCCUGAGGUAAGGGCACAGAGUCUGCAUCAUGACCCCUUGCUCCAUGCAGACUCAUUUUCUGAGCCCCCAAAGGGCAGCAGAGAUCAUGGGCACAGGGCCCUGCUGGUGUCUUGUUCCCCCCAGCAGCCAGUACAGCUGAGGUCUCACCGAGAAUGCACGUGUCUCCCAGCCACUCUGUGGCCUGUAAAUGGCUGGUCGCUGAGACUACACUGAUGGCACCAAUUGCAGGGACGUGACCUGUGCCCAGAGCAGGAGUGCAGCUGUGGCCCAUUGCUCUGGGGCUGAGGGGGACCCUUCAGGGUUCUGAUGGCUUAGGAGGCAGCCCGGAGUAAGGAUCCCUGCCAAUCCAGGGUUCCAUUCCCCUCCCAUCCCCUGCUGCUGCGCCAUGAAGGAAAAAGGAAACUGGAAAAAUAAAAGUACUGAGCUUUUGUGUUUUGA